UGUGGUUGCUGUUGAAAUUGAAUUCACAUCAGAGGCAGAGGCAGAGGCAGAGGCCCGGUAGGUGGUCAACAUCGAAUGCACAUUCACUUGCAUACUUGCUGCUUGCAUUGGCAGGGCUGGCUGUGGUGUGGACCAGCAAGCAGAGCAUAGCAGAGAUAACCCACCCACCCAGCCUCUCCCUCCCUCUUAAUUCCAGGAGCUAGCAGUCUUCUUCUUCCCCUUGGAUUCAGCAGCCAGCCACCUUACUUGAUCCAUCCAGCUUCAGCUUCCUCCUCCUCGGAUCCUUCCUCUGCAGAUCGAGUAGCUAGCCUGCUUGCGUUGUAUCUCAAGUUGAAGCAGCUACCUCUUGCAUUGCAUUGGUCCAUCCCUCCCACUCCCAGAUAAUACAAUGCAGCAGCACACGGCGGGCAGCAGCAGGAAGAAGAAGCGGAGGAGGAGGAACUGGCUGCUGCUAUCAACGAGAUCUGCUGGUCAAGGAGAAGGUCAAUGCUGCUGCUCCCAGUCCCAGGGACACAAGCUGAUGAUCAUGUCCCCGCUCCUGCUCCUCGCGCUCCUCAUCCUCGCUGCUCCUCCUCUGGCGUUUGCGGCGUCGCCCCGGAGGAUGGCGAGGAUCCAGAGCCAUCUGGACACGAUCAGCAAGCCCGCCGUGCGCUCCAUACGGGAUACGAUAGUUGCCACGAUGGCAGCUUGGAGGUUGCCUGUAGGAGCUCGCGGACGCGACCAGCCGAGCCUGCUGUCCAAGCGAUAGUUCUUACGCGUAUCGAUAACCAAAUCCGAGCCUGAAGAGUACCCAAUGCAGCUGUGGGAGCACCAUCAGUACAACCACGCUGCUGCCUACGACGACACGUUUGGCCAGGAGCUAAUAACAACACCGGAUGGCACUGCAGAGACAGGGGAGGCUGCUGGUUCCGGCGGCGAUAAUGGCCCCGCGCUCUACGACGACGACCAUGACAUGACUGCCGGCGAGGCUACCCCCGCCAGGUUCACCGACGGCGGCUUCGGAGGCGUCCCGGCCUCUACGGCGGCGAUCGCGGGCCUCAAGAAGCAGAGGCACGACGGGUCAUCAGGAGCUGACAACAUGUGCGUCAUCUGCAUGAGGCACUACAAGAAAGGCAAGCGACUCUACGUCAUGCCCUGCGCGUUCAAGCAUCGGUUCCAUCGCAAGUGCCUCAAAAAAUGGCUGUCGCGCAGCCACCUCUGCCCCCUCUGCCGCCAUGCGCUGCCUACGGAGGAUCGAGGCGUGCACAGGGGCCCGAUAUGGCUGUCAAAUGUAAACUAAUUAUAGAGUACGUUGAUCCGUGCAGGAGCAGGGGCUGGAAGGUAUAAUAGGUACUAGUACUAAUUCGAAGCCUAUAGAUUGCUGCAUAUACAUCCGAUCGGAUUAUUAUACGAUAAUAAUUCGGGUGUUUUCGCUGCCCGUGGAUUGACCGACGAUAAGCUAUGAGCAACCAAAUCAGAGGCUUGAAUCCUUUGACGAGUUGCUUUCAUUGGCAACAGGACGACGAGUCUCUGGAGAAGCAGACGCCCGAGCACAUGUUCCCCCUCAGCCAUCCGCCGGCGACAGCGGCAACCAUCCGCGUGACGACGACUCGGAGAAUCAUCGGAACGAGUACAAGAAUUUGUUCCACCUGAUGACUGGAGCGACGAUGCGUACCGCGACGGCAGGUUCGGAGGCAUCCCUGCCUCCGCCGCGGCGAUCGCCGGGCUCGAGAAGCAGAUGCUCAUCAACAUGGGGCCAACGAGGAACAAGAGGCGCCGCGGCAUGGGCGGUGAAACCGUCACGGAGGCACCGUCGUGCGCCAUCUGCCUUGACGACUUCGCACUGCUUCCACGAGGCCUGCCUAAUAGGAGAAGAAAUUAGACCAUAGAAGUAGUUUAUCCUUAUCAGCUACGUUGCUACAUCUAUUCCACCAGAGGAGGAGAUCGCCACAGCAUCUUCUUGCAAUCUGUAGAUUAGCUUCAUCUUCGUGUCUGAACUUUUGCAUUACGACAUUUCCAUAUAUUCCAGAGGAUGCAGAUGAGAACCGUAAUUUUGAUCCGAGAGUUGUGUUCUUGUAAGGGAUUAAGAAUCCAGAGAGCUUCGACUAGGGGUGGUAAUGGAUCAUGGCCCUCAUGUAUUCUUCACAAUCCAAUUCAGCCCUAUAUUUAUUUAGCUCAAAAUCAUAUAGUAUUUCAACCCGAUCCUUAAAUUUGCUAGGCUAAAUUAGAAGACCUUUUACCACCCCUAGCUUUGACACUAUCAGAGGGUGCAAGAGAAUGCAAAUCAAAACAAAUGAAGGAUCAGAAGCUUGAACUCCUCUGACAUUUGACGAAAAGGUGCGUGCAGUCUUUCUCCUCUACACAGAAAGAGCAUUGUCCAUCUGGUCUCAUGAUCUGGCCUGCUUGGCCUCGGCCUAUGUGACUUUUAAACCCGUUGUAUUGCUAACAGAGUCUGCGUUCCUGCAAUCCUUGGAACGUAUCCUGCCUCUGAACAACUGAUCUAACGUAGAUUGCAGGCUUGUAAGGUUGAAAAGCAUAUUGUGUUGCAUAUUGUAGUGGAGUUGACCUGCAACAAUCAAAGGAUUACGAGUAUAUUGUUUGCAGAAUGAUUCGCUUACCUCGAGCUAGCUAGGCACAUGGGGAGAGCCAGGAACUUUGAUAUGUUAAUUUACUCCCACCACUCGUUGUUCCUCUAGAGAAUGAGGUGCUAAUUUUCAUGAACAAAAACUAAGGUUUCGACUAAAAUGAGAUCAGCCACGCGAUUACGAGAAAAUACCAUUUCACAGAUUCAUGUAUAUCAUUCAGCAUGCUGCCAGUGCCAGGUGAUUGAUUGGAUGCCAAUGUCAGGGGACUGAUAAGCAUUCCGUGCCCAAAGAAAAAAAAAAUGCUAAGAAUACAAUACGCAUUCGUUCAGUUCCAUUCGAUUCGCUCAAGGUCAACGCACAGACCAACAAAACCGUGGACAGCUUCGUUUGCAUCCGCAAGCAAAUUAAUCCAAGUAAACGCCAGCACAACUCCAAGCUUUCACCAGUUGGCAGCACGAGCUGACGAACUGAAGGAUUGCGACACCUGAAUCUAACAAUUGCCAAUUGCUGCUCAGGAAGUUAAGACCCAGCAUCAAUCGACUGAGAUCCAGAAAGAUAGCAAUUUCACUUCAGGAUUCAGAAAGCCUGUUCGUGGAGGGAGAAAGGCAGGUACAAGUAGAACAGCUACUUGACUUGGUCUGUUAGUUGACUUUUCUGCCACUACUUUGUUGCCGGCAGUUGCAACUUACAACUUGCAUGUUCAUCCCGCUCACAAAAUUGUGCAUACGGCUGACCUGACCAUACCGUUGACCUUCCCCGAAAUGCCUAUGCCAAUCCCUAUGCAACUAUGUAGUCUGCAGUAUUCAAUACUCUCUCCCAAAUAUUUGACCUCCAUUGCGUGCGUUGUUUGUCUGCAAUGAGGCGAGGCAAGGGUGAUCCAGCGAUCGCCGCUGUCAUGGGCGUGCUCUGCGUGGCGUCGGCGGUGCUCGUGGUCGCCGGCGCCAAGGGAGGAGAGCUUACGACGCAGCUGCUGAACGGCUUCACCGCGACGCACGCGGCGGGCGCCGCGGCGGCGUUCGAGCCGUUGCUGUACGCGACCAACGGCGUCUUCGCCUUCGGCUUCCUCCGCGUCGGCACGGCGUCGCUCGACCUCGCCGUCGUCCACCUCCCCUCCUCCUUCCCGCUCUGGCGCGCCACGCCGGCGCGCCUCGGGGACUGGUCGCGCCCGGCCACGCUCACCUUCGACAGCAGCCUGGUCCUCACCGACGAGGACGACGACGUGCUGUGGCGGACCCUGGACACCAUCGGCGACGUCGUUGUGCUCCUCAACUCCUCCAACCUCGUCCUCCGGCGGUACUCGAAGCCCGUGCCGGCGUGGCAGAGCUUCCACAACCCGUCCGACACGCUGGUCCUCGACCAGAACUUCACCGCCUCGUCGCCGCCGCUCAUCUCCAGCAACCGCCGGUUCGCGUUCCGGCUCGGCAAGACGUACAUGGCGCUGCACAUGGAGUUCAACGGCGGCCGGACGACGCCCAUCUACUGGCAGCACACGGCGCUCGAGGCGCAGCCGCAGAACGCGACGGAGCCGCCGGUGUACGGCCGCCUCGACGGCCGCGGGUUCUUCGGGCUGUACCUCGAGGGCGGCGGCCAGAAGGUCGACGUGCUCUCGUUCGACACGUUCGUGCAGAACCUCACCGGCGUGUUCCGGCGCAUGACUCUCGAUGACGACGGCAACCUCCGCGCGUACUACUGGACCGACGGCGCCAAGGGCUGGAUCUCCGACUACAGAGCCAUCGCCGAGCGUUGCGAGCUGCCUGCGUCGUGCGGCGCGUACGGCCUGUGCGUCCCCGGCACGGCCCAGUGCCAGUGCCUCGACAACACCACGACAAGCACCUCCCCGCAGUGCCACGCCGGGGAAACCGCCGACCUCUGCGCCACCGACGGCCGACAGCAGCUGGACUUCGACGUGGUGCGGCGGAAGCAGGUGUCGGUGGCGUACAAGGAGGAGCUACCGCCGGAGACGAACAGGACGGCGGAGGAGUGCGAGGCGGCGUGCGCGGGCAACUGCAGCUGCUGGGGCGCGGUGUACAACGGCGCGAGCGGGUACUGCUACCUCAUGGACUUCCCCGUGGAGACGCUGGUGUACGAGGCCGACGACCGGAAGGUGGGCUACUUCAAGGUCAGGAAGGUGCCGAGCCCGAAGCGGGCGCGCAUGUCGCCGGGCGUCGCCGCCGCGACGGCGGUGCUGUCGCUAAUCCUGGCAGGCCUGGCCGCGGCUGGAGCGUACUCCGGGUACCGGCUGUGGGAGAGGAGGCGGCGGAAACGAGCGGGGAUGGAGCAGGAGCUGGUGCCGGGGCCGUACAAGGACCUCAAGACCAUGGGAAGCUCUAACAGUUCGUUCAAGUAAGGCUUGAAUCAACGAGACGGUUGGUGCGACGGAGUGGAGUGGAUUGCUCGUCCUCAGGUUGGAUGAAUCGCACAACGUGAGGUUGAUCAGAAUUCAGAGCUCUGCUCCUUGCUGAAUUGCAGAGUUUGGAUUAAGAGACUGAAUUCAGAAUUUUAGCUCAGCCCCUCCUAGCAUUCCACGCUAACGCUUGGAGUAGAGAAUGGCUGCAGAAAGUGCAGAUACAGCAUACAGCCACGGUCAGGGUUGCUUCACGCCUGCAUUGAUCUGGUCCUAAUUUAUUGGCGGCAAAUUGUUUGCGGAGGCUUUGUAGUUGUGUAUAGAAUUUUCUUCCCCGCCUAUCACCUUUUAUGUUUGUACGUGUGUAUGUAUAUCGGACUGCAAAGUCUUAAUUGUUGAUUUAAUGAGCUUGCAACACUAGAAA
Molecule: messenger RNA, 5332 nt
Organism: Setaria italica (foxtail millet)
Lineage: Eukaryota; Viridiplantae; Streptophyta; Magnoliopsida; Poales; Poaceae
Product: PAN domain-containing protein At5g03700
Exons: 2
Coding region: 3421-4911 (496 amino acids)
Biological process (GO): recognition of pollen
Source: RefSeq, a predicted model, not a curated record